AAGAGACUUUGCUAGACGUUCCGACAUUUGCAGUUCCUUGUGGCGCUGUCAGUGGUGGCGGUGCACAGAGGGGCUGGAAGUCAGGCUGUGCUGCACGGAGCCAGUGCCUGCAAGGUCAGGAGUGGCCGCGGUGCCACCAUUGUGGGAAGAUGUCCAAUGAGGAGAGUUACCUGGCCAUCCUACGCUACCUGACCAACGAGCGGGAGCCCUAUGCUCCGGGCACCGAAGGGAAUGUCAAGCGCAAGAUCCGGAAGGCAGCUGCCUGUUAUAUUGUGAGAGAUGGCACCCUGUUCUAUCAGCGCCGGCAUCGGGACAAGGAGCGCUUUACCGAGCUGGAGGUGGUACUGCAGGCCGACCGCAGGAAGGGGCUCAUAGAGGAGGCGCACAUCGGGGAGGGGGGGCUGCACCUCACCCGGCUCCAAACAUGGCACCUCCUGUCCAAGCGCUACUGGUGGAGAGGAAUUUUGAAAGAAAUGAAAGACUACAUAAAAAAAUGCAACAAAUGCCAGGAGAAAAUGGACCGAUCGCGCUUGACAUAUGACCCCUCUGAAAUGCUGGAGGAGUUUGGGAUCGACGUGCAAUUGGAGGAAACGGAUGACGAAGGCAGCACCCCGGUGUCUAGUACCUGCACUGAUCCAAAACCUGCAAAAAGGAAACCAGUGGCUAAGCAUGAACUGGUCUUUGUUGAUAGCAAAGGCAUAGUUAAACAGUCAUCUUCUAAACAUAGCCAGGCUGUGCUUGAUCAGUUAAACCAGCAGAGACUUGCUAAUCAGUUCUGUGAUGUGACACUACUCAUCGAAGGUGAGGAAUACAAGGCUCACAAAUCCGUCCUAGCAGCCAGCAGUGAGUACUUCAGAGAGCUGUUCAUUGAAAAAGGAGCCGUCUCCAGCCACGAGGCUUUUGUUGAUUUAUCAGGUUUUUGUAAGUCCAGCUUCCUGCCGUUGCUAGAAUUUGCAUACACCUCAGAACUAAUGUUUGAUUUCUGCAGUAUGGCUGACCUAGCCAUGCUUGCCCGCCACCUCUACAUGUAUGAAGUGCUGGAAAUCUGUGAAUCUGUUCAUAAACAGAUGGAGGAAAAGCAGCUUACUUUGUAUCAUCAGGGGGAUGUGCAGACUGUAGCUUCUGAAAAGAAUAUUCUUAAUGUCAAUAUACAAGGACCUAUACAUGAAGAUAAGACCACCUCCCCUGUGAUGAUAGAAGUGACAGAUGGCCAACACAUAUUGAAUGAAAACAACAUGGAGUGUCAGACUGCAACACAAACCCAUUCCGGAAACGAUAUAAUUGCCAUUGCUUCGCAAGACCCAACUGCUAUUUCAACACAAAUGUCUGUUCAGCUUACUAGUGACAAUAUUGCAGCCACCUCUGUUGAUGGUGCUACAGCGGUAUAUAUUUCCAGUAUUUCAAAUGCCUCAUCAGAGCUGCAGCCUACAGUCUUUGUUCCUGCUGUUAUUCAGGUUGCUUCUGUUCAACCAGAAUCCCAUCAGAUAGUAGUUGAAUGUCUAGAUGCCCAGCCUUCUUCUCUUAUUGAAAAUCAAGCUUCUGAGGUAACAGACUGUGAAAAUGCAGCUAAAGACUCUGAAGCUGUUUUAAAAGAAAAUGCAUUGCAAUCGGACAUGGCCAGUGUGAGUUUGCCAUGUGUGGAGGAUAUAGAAGUUAAUAUGGACAUUGUUGUAGAAGAAGAUACAAUGAGAAAUAAAGAGAAUUUGAAGAGAAAACAUAGUAGAAUAUCAACGUCUCCAGAUUCUCCUGGGGGUGGAAUGACGUCUGCAGCUGGGAUUCCAGAUAGUGGAGCAAGCACAUCUUUUGAAGGGGAGGCUGAAGCAGAGACAUCGGCUGAAAACAUUGCCUUGGCAGAUACAAGUGCUUCCACAGAGGAUGAUCCCACUUCUUCAGAUGGAGGCCCGUAUAAGUUCAAGCUUAGAGAGCGCUCUAUUGAAGAAGGUGGAUACAUUCAAAUGCACAGAGGAAAAGAAAGAAAGCAUGCAAGUAGAAAGAUGACCCAUAAAUCUGCAGUUCAACAGGCUGCCAGAAAACUGGUGGAGAGGGGCAAGAAAAGAAUGUUGCCACCCAAAAAUGAGGUUGUAAAAGAUGAAGAGGAGCACACAUGUAAAGAUUGCGGAAUGGUGUUUGAACGCAAAUAUGCCUUAAUUAUGCAUGGCCUAAAGCACAACCACAAAGAGUUCAAAUGUCCGCUGUGCAAGAAAGAGUUUCAGUACCGAGCAUCCUUACGUGCCCAUCUUAUAAGACACGCACGGAGAACAGAACCAUCUGUUGUAGAGACAGACAGAGCAGUGAACAAAGGAGCGAUCAAGCGUCAAUACAUUUGUGAUAUUUGUGGAAGAACGCUUCCUAAAAUGUGCUCUCUGAGAAUGCACAUGUUGAAACAUACUGGUGUCAAGCCACAUGCAUGUCAGAUAUGUGAUAAGUCAUUUACACACAAACAUGGAUUAAAGAUGCACAGAGCUUUGCAUGAAACAGAGAAGCAGUUUAAAUGCCAUAUGUGUGACAAGUCUUUUGUAACCAACCGCAGUCUGCAAGAGCAUGUGAGCACACAUACAGGGGAAACAAAGUAUGUCUGCACAGUGUGCGGUAAAACAUACCACAGAGCAUCUGGACUUAGUAAGCACCUCAAGAAGCACAGGCCUAAAGCUGACGUUCAAGAAUAUCAUUGCACACAGUGUGAGAGACGUUUUUCCGAAGCUCGGGAUCUGCAGCAGCACAUGAAUAAACACCUUGGUGUGAAGCCGUUUGAGUGUGAGAUUUGUGGAAAGUGCUACAGCUGGAAGAAAGAUUGGUAUUCCCAUGUAAAAUCUCAUUCAGUUACAGAGCCCUACAGGUGUAAUAUUUGUGGAAAGGAGUUCUUUGAGAAAUCAUUAUACAGAAGGCACGUGAAUAAGGCUACCCAUGGCAAGAAAGGAAGAAUAAAGAGGAACAUUGAACGGGUUUGUAACCACUGCGGUAAAGCUUUUUCACAACUUAGAGAGUUCAGAAGACACGUGAACAACCAUGAAGGUGUGAAGCCCUUUGAAUGCCUAACAUGUGGAGUUGCAUGGGCAGAUGCCCGCUCCUUAAAGCGUCAUGUAAGAACACACACAGGGGAACGGCCCUAUGUUUGUCCUGUUUGCAAUGAAGCCUACAUUGAUGCCCGCAAUCUACGCAAACACAUGACCAAGUACCAUAGCAACUAUAUACCCUGCAAAAUUAUGCUGGAGAAGGACAGCCUACAGUUCCACCACCAAGGAACUCAAGUGGAACAUGCAGUCAGCUUUGUGCCAAAUGAAAUGACAGAAGCACAGCCAGAGAUAAUAAGUGAAGAGACUGAAACUGUAUUAAUAGCUGGGGAUGUAGAGGAUUCUGAAGAAGCAGAAACUAUAGCAGCCGAGGAUGGUUCUGCUGUGAACUCACUUUCUGACCAAAGCAUCAUGCAGGUGGUAAACUACGUGCUGGCUCAACAGGGGACUAAACUUGAAGUGACUGAUCAACUAGAAACUGUGGAAGUAGAGGUUGGCCAGGUUUCGGAGGUCCUAUGACACAGCAGUGUAUAGGAAGAUUUUGCUGUAUAUAUUGUAGCACUUAAUAUUAUCUCCAUGCAAUGAAGUAUGCGACCCAUAAGUGUAUUGAAGACUUCACUGGUUUGCUUGCUUAUGUUGUGUAUUUGCAUAUAUUCCAGUUUACAAUGUUAUUUUUUUUUUUUAGCUGUUCUACAAUUCCAGUACAAGUUGUAAUAUUUCUUUGGGUAGGCUAGAACUUGAGCCUCUGUUUGUCAGACAGCCUAAAAUAAAUGUCAUUUCCAUUUCUUUUCAUUUUGGUUUGAAAUUGUCUUUAACAUCUUCUAGUUCUUCAGUUUUGUGAAACUCCAGAAAGAAACCUACUUGUUUGCUAGAGACGGGAUUGGAAGGUUGAGUCGAUAUUUGAGUAAUUUUUGUUCUCCCUAUAAAAGCCUGUUCUUGAAGUCCAUUGAGAAACACAGCAAUUUAGAUACUGUUGCCUACAGAAGAAUUCCAGGGGGUCACCAGAACUAGUGCCCCCUCUACAUUAUUCUGGUGUCAACCCAAAAUUUGGAAUUUUCUUUCACUUUCAAUGAUAACCGUAAACCUGACAAAUAGUGUGAGUUUCCCUAACGGGCACAGACAGUAAUAAAGAUUGCCAGGUAUUCUAAUCCAUCUUCACUCUUUUUUAAUAAAAAAAUAAAAUAAAACAAGUUUUGUAUUUUUAGUUACACUUUAAAGGGCACAGGAAUCCAGACAUUGCUGGAACAUCCAAAAGCCGUGCAACUGAAGGAUAAGCAACGCAGUAACAACCACUAACAGACACAGUACUGUCCGAGGAAAAAGGCCUAAUGAGACCAAACGCGACGCAAGAAGGCAACAUGAUGCUGAGACCUCAACAAGUUGGCCACCAAAGGGAACAAUUUCACAUGGGAAAGGCACCAAACCUCCAAUAACUAGAACCUUUACAAAAAAAGGUGAACCAGUGUCUGAAAGGAAGAGACCAGUGUCUGAAAGGAAGAGAAGACCCACAAUAUGAUGUAGUCGACAGAAAAAAGAGGGCAUCCCCUAUUAAAAAAAAAAAAA
Messenger RNA from Rana temporaria (common frog), 4574 nucleotides. RefSeq names its product zinc finger and BTB domain containing 11 (gene ZBTB11). Gene Ontology annotation, molecular function: DNA-binding transcription factor activity, RNA polymerase II-specific; protein binding; RNA polymerase II cis-regulatory region sequence-specific DNA binding. Gene Ontology annotation, biological process: regulation of transcription by RNA polymerase II. Gene Ontology annotation, cellular component: nucleus. NCBI's taxonomy places the organism in Eukaryota, Metazoa, Chordata, Amphibia, Anura, Ranidae. The transcript is spliced from 11 exons. The coding region runs from base 150 to 3530 and encodes 1126 amino acids. The record is from RefSeq and is a predicted model, not a curated record.